AUGUUUCGCCUGGGGUUUUCCAUCCAGCGUCAUGCUCCAAAGUGCCCGUUUUUGCAUAUAGAACUGCCAACGCGACAAAGGCGCACAGCGGUGUGCCCAGCGGCGAAAACCGCGGUCACUGCCUCUCGUCGCCCGAGGCUUGCUAUGGUGAUCCCCGGUGACUCGCAAGCAGAGUUUGUUUUUCUCAGCGGAACCGUAACGUUCUUGAACGUCUACCAAAACCUCUUAUUUGCUCGCAUUAUUUUGAGCUGGUUUCCGGCUGCGAGCCAGUUGAGUCUAUUACAGCCGCUGUACGUGGUAUGUGACCCGUUCUUGCGCUUUUUUCAGGGCAUCUUACCACCAGUGGCGGGUAUCGACUUUUCGCCGAUCUUAGGGUUUACACUUUUACAGCUAGGUGCGAGGCUAACGGCGGCGCUCGGUCAGGAGUGCCCCAGCCGCGACGUUGCCAAGGCACCCUAA
Cyanidioschyzon merolae strain 10D is the source of this 459-nucleotide messenger RNA. RefSeq lists its product as hypothetical. The transcript has a single exon. The record is from RefSeq and is a predicted model, not a curated record. Gene Ontology annotation, cellular component: membrane. The coding region runs from base 1 to 459 and encodes 152 amino acids. NCBI's taxonomy places the organism in Eukaryota, Rhodophyta, Bangiophyceae, Cyanidiales, Cyanidiaceae.